AUGGCCCAUGCCCGGAUCUCCAUGUACCUGCCCCCCGACAUCAACCCCGCCCAGGCCGCCAUUGCCUAUGGCUGUCGGGCCCUGCCGAAGCUGAACGAGGAGCUGCAGUCGGAGGACCUCCUGACGAGGCAGAAAGCCCUCAUGGCUUUGUGUGACCUCAUGCACGACCCUGAGCAUGUCUACGUGGCCAUUGACAUAGGCUGCCUGGAGAGCCUGAAAGCUUUGCUGAAGGAUAGCAAUGACAUGGUGCGGAUAAAGACCACCGAGGUGCUCUACAUCAUGGCGACCCAUAACGUGGGCAGAGAGGGCUUUUUAAAGCACGAUGUCAUCCCUGCCUUGUCCUACCUGCUGAACGACCCUCAGCCAGCCUGUCGAGAGAACUUGCACCUGGCGUUGAAGCACGUGGCCCAGCUCCCCUCAG
Messenger RNA from Leptonychotes weddellii (Weddell seal), 421 nucleotides. NCBI's taxonomy places the organism in Eukaryota, Metazoa, Chordata, Mammalia, Carnivora, Phocidae. The record is from RefSeq and is a predicted model, not a curated record.